Molecule: messenger RNA, 1432 nt
Organism: Phragmites australis (common reed)
Lineage: Eukaryota; Viridiplantae; Streptophyta; Magnoliopsida; Poales; Poaceae
Product: tubby-like protein 4
Exons: 9
Coding region: 101-1267 (388 amino acids)
Source: RefSeq, a predicted model, not a curated record
AGUACCACAUGGUCCCACCGAGUCCACUUCCACCUCACUCAGUCAAGCUGCUCUCCACAGCAGAAGCCUGAAAAGCCUCGUCCAGCUCAGCGAGCGACGAAUGGCGACCACCACCACGCCGGCCAAGAGGGAGCCGCUGCGUCCCCGGAGCACCAACACUGCCGCUGCUCCGGUUGCGGCGAGGCGCGGGCCGGCCUCCGCCGAGAAGGAGAGCCCGGGCCCUAAGAAGAAUCUCGGGCACGAGAAAGAUGAGAAGAAGCUUACGGCUACUACUGAGCUACUCAAGCCUGCGGUAGCACCCCCGCCCCCGCCGCCGCUGCAGCUCCGCAUGAAGGACGAGUCCUCCUCGUCGUCCGAGGCGACCGUGUUCGUCGGGCCGAGGGGGCGGGAUCUGCUCCCGCCGCCGGCGUCCUCGUCCUACGAGGCGUGGGACCUCUCCGGCAGCGAGUCGGCGCCGGCCUCCUCCUGGGCGAUCCUCCCCAACAGGGCGCUGCUGUGCAGGCCUCUGCCGCUGGACGUCGGGCGGUGCACCUGCGUCAUCGCCAGGGAAGCGGCCGCCGACGCCAGAGGGGUCGCUCUCUACUCCCUCUACACCAACGAGGGGCAGGGGCGGCAGGACCGGAAAUUGGCGGUGGCGCGGCACGGGCGGAGGAGAGGGAGGUCGGAGUUCGUCGUGGCGCAGAACCAGGACGGCGUCUUCUGCACCUCCGACAAGAACUUCCUCGGAACGGUGGCCGCCAAUCUGGUCGGAUCCAAGUACCAAAUCUGGGGCCAGGGGAACCGGGUUGAUGAAUUGAAGAGCCAGUCGAAACGGCUUCUCGGCGUUGUCGCGUUUGCCCCAACCAUCACAACGCUCACCGGGAGUUUCAGGAGCAUAAGGGCAUGGGUCCCCAAGAACCAGUCCAUGCAGCUCAAGACCAACAAUUCUGCUCAGAUUCAGCACAUCAGUGGGCUCCCAAAGGACUGGCAGGAGAAGAAGAGCAGAGCUGACCAGCUCUGCUCAAGAGCCCCAUUCUACAACAAUCAGAUGACAAAGCGCUACGAACUAGACUUCAGAGAGAGGGCAGGAAGGAUGGGGUACAAGGUGCAGACAUCAGUGAAGAACUUUCAGAUGACUUUGGAGGAAAAUGGAAGGCAGACAGUUUUGCAGCUUGGUAGGGUUGGAAAAUCCAAGUACAUAAUGGACUUCAGAUACCCAUUGACUGGCUACCAAGCGUUAUGCAUUUGCCUGGCAUCGAUCGACUCCAAGCUGUGUUGCACCAUGUGAGAUGGUAGUAAUCGUGGAAGAAGUGUUUACUUUUGCAGCUGAUGUUUUCUGCAAUCCCAGCCUUCUCGCCUUGGGAAGGGGGCUGAAUAAUUGAUCAAGCUAAUGUAGUUUAUCCUUUUACAACUAAAUUGUUGCUUGAUCAUUUUUAUCAUAGAAAUAUGUACA